CCCUUGCUUUAUCUAGUAAUAGGUAUACAGCGGUCACCACCAAAAAGUUACAGAUGGAUUCCCUAUGCUUUUAUUUAAUAAAUGCGAGUACACCUCGCACAGAUAAGGCAUUAGUUUGCCUGGAACAGACCAUCAAACAUGUCGAAAACAACAGCAGAUCGAAAGCUGAAGCACCUUUUCGAUGGAAGCGACUGGAAUGUAUACGAACCUAAUAUCCUUAAUCUAGGAGUGGGAGCUCCGGGAACCGAUCUUCUAGAAUCCAACUGUGACAACUUCAAGAAGGCCACAGAUCAUUGUUUGGAACGUGAAAAGCGGGAAAACCAGUCGUUAAUUUUCCAAUAUGGUCCAACAAGUGGGACAUUCGAAGUGCGCCGUGAGAUUUCCACGUACUUCAGCGAUAUGUUUGGAAGCCCCGUUAAAAGUGAGGACUUGAUGAUAACCACAGGAGCUACCCAGGGCUUUCAUGUACUUCUGUCCACGAUGAUAGACUUUCAGGGUUUUGUAUUCGUGGACGAGUAUUCCUACAUGAUUGCUCUGGAUAGUAUAAAGCACUUUACCAGUCUCACCAUAGUUCCUGUAAAGUUAAACGACGAUGGAGUGGACCUUAAGGAUCUCGAGGAACAGGUUUCCAAACGUCGAUUUAAUUCGGAGAAAAAGGAGUUCUGGGGAAUUUACUACACCAUUCCGACCUAUCAUAAUCCCACGGGAGUUUUAUUUUCGCCAGAGGUCUGCCGUGGAAUUGUGCAGCUGGCCCGUAAGUUCGACUUCCUGGUGGUCUGUGAUGAUGUAUAUAACAUUCUUCACUACGGCGAAAAGCCCACCCACUGCCGCCUAAUGUCCUACGAUGAUAGAAAUGACCCAGACUUUGCCGGCCAUGUCAUUUCCAAUUCCAGUUUCUCCAAGAUUCUGGGUCCAGGAGUUCGUGUAGGUUGGUUGGAGGUUCCGCCGCGUCUAAAACCGAUUCUUGAUGGAUGUGGCUUUGCAAACAGCGGUGGAUGCUUUAACAACUACACUUCAGAGAUCGUGGGAAGUCUCUUUGAACUGAAGUUGGCUCAAAAGCAGAUUGCUGUCUUUUAUGAGGCCUACAAGGAACGAAUGUUAGCCACCACGCAAGUUCUCCGAGAUGACUUGCCCAAGGGCUGCAAGUUGGUCAGCCCCACGGGAGGAUACUUUAUCUGGGUGCGAAUCCCUGAUCACCUGGAUUCCCGGGAGUUUCUAAAAUACUGCCUGGAGCAUCAGAAAAUCUUUUUUAUACCGGGAACACGAUUCUCAGCCGACGGCCAAAGUGGUAAGCAGUUCUUCCGGUUGUCCAUCGCCUUCUAUCCCAAGGAAAAGUUGGUGGAAGGAGCCAGAAGACUCUGUCACGCACUCAAGGAAUAUAUAGCCACCCAAGAGAUCCCCAACGAAGUAUCUUAAUAUGGCAAAAUAUUGUAUUGGUCAUAACUGCUAUCGUACUUUAAAUAUGACUUAUCAAGAUGUGACUUGGCACUAAACUACUUAUAAAGAUGUUAUCUACUAUAUAAAGAGAUAUAUGAUAUACACACAA
This is a messenger RNA of Drosophila ficusphila, 1546 nucleotides long. RefSeq names its product 2-aminoadipate transaminase. Gene Ontology annotation, biological process: biosynthetic process. NCBI's taxonomy places the organism in Eukaryota, Metazoa, Arthropoda, Insecta, Diptera, Drosophilidae. The record is from RefSeq and is a predicted model, not a curated record. The coding region runs from base 139 to 1416 and encodes 425 amino acids. The transcript is spliced from 4 exons. Gene Ontology annotation, molecular function: L-2-aminoadipate:2-oxoglutarate transaminase activity; pyridoxal phosphate binding.